Molecule: messenger RNA, 2570 nt
Organism: Phalaenopsis equestris
Lineage: Eukaryota; Viridiplantae; Streptophyta; Magnoliopsida; Asparagales; Orchidaceae
Biological process (GO): asymmetric cell division
Source: RefSeq, a predicted model, not a curated record
UGGCUCGCUGAGUUCGAUGUGGUUUUACUCUUAUCGUUUUUUGGUUUCUCAUUCUGUUUAAUGCGGCUUUGUUCUCCAAGAGUGUCGUUCUUUCUGCGUUUUCGUCGGAUUUUACGGUAUUGAAACUAGUUGAAUCGGAAUGUUAGGGUUUGUUUCUGGUUUAGAGUCUUGCGUGAUAUGUCUUUGAAUGGGGGAGUAGUUCCAUCGGUUCGGAUUUCUGAUGCUGGGGAACCGGGUGUUUUAGGUUUCCUGAAAUCUUCCAGGGAUGUAAUUGGAGCAGGAGAAGGGAUUUGUUUAAGUAAAUGACUGUUUUUGUGAUAAUUCAUGUUUUUUGGGUAGCCAUUGUUGUGAACUUGCAUUGGCGCUCUUAUUGUUCAGAGGGAAGUUGGAGAAGUUGUAGGUGAUCAUAUAUACAGAUUAAGUAUUCUUUCUGGAAGAGGUGAUUCGUAAUGAAUUUGAUGGAUAAGGGCGUUGAUCAGAAGAAAUUGCAGGCUGGAGAUUGCCCUUUUCGCAGGUUCUUUGUGGGACAAGCUGAAAAUGGCGUUACUUCUGAUGCGGAAAAGAUACAUACUAAGUUGAUGAGAAGUUCUUCAGAUAUAUCUUCAUGGAGAGAGGAGAUGGCUUCUACUAGUGGGAUUUACAGUGAAGUUUUGGGUGAAGAAUUUGUGAGGGACAAUGGUUCGUUGUUGAGUUUGCAGCCAUGGAUUUUCAAAAGGGCGAAAUGCUUGAAGAGGAAAGAGGACUCUGUUGGCUGGAGUUUUGAUUGGGGAUUUUCUAAUGGUUCUCCGAGAAGAAUUAACCCUAGUAGUAAUUGGAUUGGUUCCAGAAAAAGGCAAGAUAGAUGUAAUUUUAGGCCUGUAACUUCUGAUGGGAAUAUCUUUGUGCCUCAUCUUUGUAGUGAAAAAGUUGAGGUGGAAGAAUACACUUUUAACUUUCAUCCUGUAUCACAUGUAAAAGAUGAGAGAUUAUCUCAUCCUAUACCGAGCAGCAGAGAAACAAGAAGAAUAAAAGUUGAUUCUUUAGUAGAACAGCCUGAAAAUCUACAGGAAAAUGAAGUUAGCCCUAGCAUAUCGUCUGAGAAAAAAGAGUCUUUUGAUGAAAUAUGUGACCAGGUUAGUGACAAAUUGAUAACAGUGAUAGGUGUUCCUCAUCUUCCACCACAAACUUUGAGAAAAGCAGAAAUAAGGAGUAAAGAAACCAAGCCAGGCACCCUACAUACUGUUAGCUCCCAAAAAUUAUGCAAGAUUUCUGAUGCGCUAGGUUCAUUUGAUGGAAUGUUGCUUUUCUUACUAGGGAUCGCUAUAGGGGUUACAUCCUCUAGUCUCUCAAAUAAAAUUGAAGUAGAGAAGUUAAAGAAGAUGUUAAAUGACAAUAAAAACCUUGUUCAAGAUUUACAUGAAGAGCUUGAGAUGAAAGAUUUGUUGACUGUGAAGGAGAUAGGUAAUGAAACUGAUGGAAACAAAGAACCUGGACAUUAUAAGCUCGACAAAUCCAUCGACAAUUUUCAAAAUUCAAAUUGGAAUGUUGCUGCACCGAAAAUGGAUGAACAAAUCAUUAAAGCUGGGGAGAACCCAGAGGCACUCAGUGAAAUAGAGGCCGAGCUUCAAGCAGAGCUUGAAAAAUUGGAGCUAAACAUCAAUGCCUCCAGCAUAGGGCAAACGGUAUCUGAUUUUAUUGAGUUGCAGCUUGACUCAGCACUCAUAGCAGAUGUUGCUCAUGGUGAAUUCAAAGAAGAUUUGUUCAUCAAUGGUGGUCGAGAAUACCCGAUAGAUGAAGACGAGGACAGCAAAAACGCAAACACAAGUGGCACAGCGCGCCCUCACGAUUCAAAUUACUCCGUCUCUCCCAAGGAGCUCAGCAUAAGACUUCACCGAGUGAUCGAAAGCAGACUCGAGGAAAGGAUCAAAGAACUCGAGAGCGCGCUCGAGCAAAGCCAAAUGAAGCUCAAGCUGGCCGAAGCGGAGAGGCUGAGUUCAAAACCGCCAUUUUCAAGCAGUGAUGGUUCGGAAUCGUCGAAGCAGAAUGAGUCGAGCUCGCGAUUGGAUUUAGCCGGUGAUGCGUUGGUUGCCUAUGAUGAGGCUUAUGGGGAGCUCAUGAGAUUGGCUGAGACGGAGGAUGAGAAAUUGGUGUCAUCUAUUGGUGCUGGGGAUGAUAAGAAUGAACAAGUAUGGGAGCAGAUAGGGUGGAGAAGUGGUUCUUAUGAAAUUUCGGGUACGGAGGAGGAGGAGGAAGAAGAAGAUGAUGAUGAUGAUAGUUUUGACGAGGGGAGGGAUUUGAUACAGAAAAUAGUGGAGAAAACUAAGCAGGGAUCACCUGCUCUGUUGAAUGCACAGAGAUUGUUUUUUUUCAUGGAUUUGUGAUUUUUUUUUCUUUUUUGUAAGGUGGUUCAUAGCAGAUUAGAACAUAUAGAAGUAUUAGUUAGAUUGCGGUGGAAUAGGAAUGAAUUCCCUUUUCAUUGUUUAUUUGGCUUAGGCAGCUUGUCAGGACAAUAGUUCAGAUGUGGUCACACUGUCGUGUAUUGCCUAUUCGGACGUACAGCCGCAGCACCUGCACUUAAUAAUUUCUCGUCA